GUAUAUGAACACAUCAAAUGUACAAGCAUUCAUACAAAUGUACUAGUUUAAAUACCGCUAGAGGUGUAUGCCAAUGCGACCGACUAAUUGUAGCGCAACUAAUUGUUUUACAACAUCAACAACAAAUUAGUUGGUAAUUGUACAAGUUUACCAAGUGCUAAACUCUCUUUAUGACACGCGCACACUGUACCAACAAUUCUACAUACGAGUAUAUGAAACUGCAGUCAACAACCGAGUGCCAUCGCCGCAUUCAUCUGCGCAUUGUCACCAAGUGUUGCGGCUAACACCCACCAUCCACCAUAAUGAGAUUGUUGCAUAGAUGGUGUCUAUGCAUGUAAUUCAUAUAAUCAGCAGCGUUGACGGUCAUUAAACCAUUUGUCUCACACGCUGUGACUGUGUUGACGCUGUCUGCCUCACGUUCAUAAAUUAAGGUAGUUGUGGCGCAGGCGCGUCAGUGCGAUUUCAUUUGCCUUGCCGAGUGGAUUAUUGCCAAAAAUUAAAAGAUUUCAAAUAUAAUAAAAACAAUUUCCAAUAAAAUGUGCGAACAACGACACAAACAGCCGCGGGGGUUUAAUAUAAGAUGCGUCUUCAAAUUCGCCUUGCUCACGUUUACUUUGACGCAAAAUUGGUGUAAAGUCCAAGAAGGCAGUUCGUGGAAGGAUAUCAUAUUCGGUAGCAAGUGGAAGCCGUCGGUGGGCGUUCGUGACCCAAGAUUUUUACCGAUCUUUAGUGUGGUUCCCGUUGGCACUGGCACAUGUACAGCAUCAUCUGGAGAGCAGGGCAACUGUAUACCGAGUAAAGAGUGUCUCCUACGCGCUGGCAUACCAGCUGGACCCUGUGCGGGCGGUUAUGGAUUGUGUUGUGUUUUUCUACAAACUUGUGGCGGUAUUAUACGCGAGAACUCCACAUAUUUUGUCAAUCCCAACCAUCCAGAUGUCUACGAUGGCACUGGCAGCUGUCAAGUCACGGUGCAGAAGUUACAUCCCGACGUGUGUCAGUUGAGACUCGACUUGGAUAUGUUCUCCAUUGCACCACCAGAAGCGCUGAACCAUGUCUGCAAUCAGGAUCAGCUACUCGUAUCCGGCGGCAGUCCGAUACCAACAAUAUGUGGCAACUCCGCAGGCGAUCACAUGUACAUUGACGCCGGCUUGGGGCAAAGUAACGCCAUCGUGCUCUCCGUCAUAACGAGCGGCACUUUUUCACGUAUCUGGCGCAUACGAGUUACGCAAAUACACUGCGGCAGUUUGAGUCGCGCCGAUCAUGGUUGUCUGCAGUAUUUCACCGGCAUCAGUGGGCGUGUACGCAGUUUCAAUUACAACCCAGUUACAGGACGACAGCUCUCCAAUCAGGACUACAGUGUUUGUAUACGUACCGAGCGUAAUUUCUGUAGCAUACAGUAUAAUGCCUGUCCGGAUACAGAAAACAACCGCUCGCGCUCUUUCACCAUCUCCGGCAACUCCAACAAUCCCACCGGUUCUAUGGUGGGUGGCGGUACACAAGUGACACAGAAUACGUGUAUCAACGAUUGGCUGCUCAUCGGCUGCAUGCGUUCGGUGGAUCGCAUUCCACCAUUGGCCGCCUGUGAGGAUCGCGUUUGUGGUGGCACAUUCAGCGCGGAAGUGGGCACCAUUCAACGCACCGUACAAUCGAGUGUGCGACCUUUUCGCCUGUACUUCCAUACCGAUGGAGUCGAAGCGCCUACCGAUAUUGAUAAUCGUGGCUUCUGUUUGGAUUUCGUGCAGCAGCCGUGUACAAAUGGUUUUUAAAUAGUUUAAGUUGCAGUUAUUUGUUAAUUAUGUCGUUUUUGUAUUUUGAAUAAAUUAAAA
Molecule: messenger RNA, 1826 nt
Organism: Zeugodacus cucurbitae (melon fly)
Lineage: Eukaryota; Metazoa; Arthropoda; Insecta; Diptera; Tephritidae
Exons: 7
Coding region: 537-1766 (409 amino acids)
Source: RefSeq, a predicted model, not a curated record